Molecule: messenger RNA, 1551 nt
Organism: Stereum hirsutum FP-91666 SS1
Lineage: Eukaryota; Fungi; Basidiomycota; Agaricomycetes; Russulales; Stereaceae
Product: MFS general substrate transporter
Exons: 9
Coding region: 1-1551 (516 amino acids)
Biological process (GO): transmembrane transport
Cellular component (GO): membrane
Molecular function (GO): transmembrane transporter activity
Source: RefSeq, a predicted model, not a curated record
AUGUCCGCUGCCUUGAAUUUCACCAAUACCUCACUUCUCGAGAUUGAGUCUCGCGCCGCUCCAGAUGAACUCUUGACUUUUCCUCACCUCGGACCACCACAAAGAUUCGGAGCAUCGGGAGAGCACGGCGAUGGUAGUUGCGUAUCGUCCUUGGAUAACGCUGCUAAAUCACCCACAAUGGACGAACCUUUCGUCAAGGAGAGUCAUGUCCUGGGUCCUGGUCAUGCGAAGUCGAACGCGGCGAUCACGAACAUUGUAGUAGCUCCCUCCAUCGUGCAUCCGAAGACCGAGUACCCCCCUCCCAAACCAUCGAAACCUGACACAAGAAAUGCUAUUAUGGUGGGACCCCUUCCAGAAUCUCAAAAUAUGCGACGUUUCCGGAUGUGUGCAUCCUUUGUCACGCUCUUCCUCGCCGGGUGGAAUGGUGGUGCAACUGGAGCUCUUAUACCCUACAUUGAGGAAGCCUUCAACAUCAGCUAUGCUCGCGUCGCAAUUCUUUUCGUCUCCACCUUCUUUGGAUACGCCGCCGCCGCCGUCGCCUCUGGAGCAUUAGCUCGCAAGGUAGGCUUCGGGAGAGCUUUACUUCUGGCGGUCACUGUGGAGCUCAUCGGAAACGUCAUAAACUCAUCCCAGCAAGUCAGCUUCAGCCUGAUGUGUUUUGGUUUUUGGGUCGUGGGGGUCGCUUACGCUACACAGCUUGGAUUAUGCAACGCUUAUUUCGCGAUUCUUCGACGGCCAUUGUUGUAUACUGGUAUACUCCAUGGCAUCUACGGCCUUGGCGCGUUCGGAAGUCCUCUAAUCGCAACUGCGAUGGUCACGCGUGGCUACCCAUAUCAUCUAUUCUAUCUGACCAAUAUAGGGAUGAACAUCCCCGUCUUUAUUCUCAUUUGGCUCGCCUUUCGUGGACUUCAAGUCCUACCCUCACAUCCCGACGAGCCCCAGGCAGCUAAUGCAAGUGAUCGGCGCCAUUUACGCGAGACAUUGUCUAGUAAAGCGGUCUGGACUCUUGCAAUAUUUCUGAUGCUAUAUGUAGGAGCUGAGGAGACCAUUGGGGGAUGGAUCGUUUCCUAUGUCCUAACGGUCCGCAGGGGUAGCCCCGAGGGCGCAUCCUGGGUUGCCUCCUGCUUUUACCUCGGCAUAGCAAUUGGGCGUAUCGCCCUCCCAGCAUUAAACACUUUCAUGGGAGAGAGACGCGCUAUCUUCAUCUACUUGACUGUGGCGAUUGCUCUUGAAGUGGUAGCAUGGCUCGUUCCUGCCAUUGCCUCCACCGCUACUGCCACCGCACUCGUCGGUCUUGCGAUAUCAACCUUUUAUACAGCCGCCAUCACCACAGGUGGAAAAUUGAUUCCUCGCCAUCUCCACGCCGAUGCCUUUGCCCUCAUCUCUUCGAUCGGCCAACUAGGCAGCGCGUUCUUCCCGUUGUUGGUUGGCGUCUUGAGCUCGCAGAAAAGUAUAGGAAUAUGGAUCUUGGAGCCGACUGUGUUGGCGUUGCUGGUAGCGCAGGGGAUUUGUUGGUGGUUUGUGCCAAGAGUGGAGAAGAAGGUUGAGUGA